Molecule: messenger RNA, 369 nt
Organism: Meloidogyne enterolobii
Lineage: Eukaryota; Metazoa; Nematoda; Chromadorea; Rhabditida; Meloidogynidae
Source: the annotation of a GenBank genome assembly
UAUGGCCAAAUGAAACCUUUAUGGAAGGGAGCAGCGCGUGCUGAGAAGGAUGUUUGUCUAUAUUUAAAGGAUGGACAUUAUUAUGGUAUAAGAAAACUAAAUACACUUUUUGGAAAGGAUAUGUAUUAUUGUCUUGAAUGUGAAUCAACCUACCACAGCAAAAUAGAACAUCGGCAGACAUGUGCAGCAAAAUGUCCACGUUGCUGCGGGAUGGGCGCAGAUUUUCCGUGCAAAGAGAUUGAAAAUUACGAAAUAAAUUGUUCUGAGUGUUUCAACUUAUUUAAAAAUCCGGACUGUUACAAUCGACAUAUUCAAAAGGGAAUAUGCCAGAUUUUUAAAAGAAUGUGGUCAAAUUUACAAAGUGAAUAA